AUAUUACUGACUGUAUGUUGUGUAGGCUGGCGGAUGGGCACACUGACAGGGCCAGGCUACUUGUGGGCUCUACUGUCCGUCGCCGCCGCCGUCCUCUGCUGCUCGGGCUUCUAUCUUCCCUUCUGGCUCCAGGGAAAGAUGCUGGGGAGGAUAGAUGCAUACUUUAACAGUUUCCGACGCUGCAACUACCCCAAACUCAGCCCUCUGGGGACCGUAGAGGUAGUGAUGCAGUGCGCCAGAUACUCCAGCUGUCGGGAAUUCCAAGUGGCCUGGAGUAGGAGGUCUUUGUUGCAGAGAUCUUUGCGCUAG
Molecule: messenger RNA, 309 nt
Organism: Homalodisca vitripennis (glassy-winged sharpshooter)
Lineage: Eukaryota; Metazoa; Arthropoda; Insecta; Hemiptera; Cicadellidae
Product: LHFPL tetraspan subfamily member 6 protein-like
Exons: 3
Coding region: 34-309 (91 amino acids)
Source: RefSeq, a predicted model, not a curated record